AUGGAACAUUCGUCGGGGAUGCGCUGCGCGAGGAGGGGUUCGCCGGGUGUUGGUGCGACGCGUGGUGCGCUGCCGGGGUGCGAGGACCGGAAAGCGAGGGUGAUGGUGAAGGAGGGUGAUGGCUUGCAAGGAGGGAAAAGAAAAAAUCUCAAUCUCUCCCGAUCGUCAAUCAUCAAGCCUCGGCGACCCUUUCCUCCCGGCGAGAAGCUCCCCAUCGCUGUCAACGACCGCAGCAGCUCCACGACGAGAAGUACCAGUCCCGGCUGCUGUCUAUCGCAAGCCAUCGCUGCCGCGUUCUUUAUUCGCAACAUCACCCUCCGUCGGGUCGUUAGCCGCCACCGCAAGCCUCCUCGUUUCGAUCAAGCACCACCAGAAAGUUCUCGCUGUCCGUCGGCACCCCCGCGAUCGUUUUUCGGCGUCCCAAGUGAGCCGGAACAGCCCCCUUCACCAUGUUCUCGUUGA
Striga asiatica is the source of this 462-nucleotide messenger RNA. The record is from the annotation of a GenBank genome assembly. NCBI's taxonomy places the organism in Eukaryota, Viridiplantae, Streptophyta, Magnoliopsida, Lamiales, Orobanchaceae.